Messenger RNA from Racocetra persica, 1038 nucleotides. Lineage: Eukaryota; Fungi; Glomeromycota; Glomeromycetes; Diversisporales; Gigasporaceae. The record is from the annotation of a GenBank genome assembly.
GCUAUGAGGACAAUAAUAAUCUAUCUACAGAAUGGUUUAUAGACCUUACCCAAGAUCAAACUAAUAUAAGUUUACCAAGUUAUAAUAAUCUAUCUAUAGAAUGGUCCAGAGGAUUUAAUCAAGAUCAAAUUAAUAAUAAUCUACCUAUAGAAUUAUCUACAAACUUUACUCAAAAUCAAAUUAAUAAAAGUUUACUAAAUUUUUAUAAUAAUCUAUCCAUAGAAUGGUUUACAGAAUUUAGUCAAAAUCGAACUAAUAAUAAUGUACCUACAAAAAUAUCUGUAGACUUUAUUACUAACAAUACGCUUAUGAAAUGGAAUAGAGAUUUUACUCCAAAUCAAACUAAUACAAGUUCGCUAAAUAUUAAUAAUAAUCUGAUUAUAGAAUUACUAGUGAGCAUUGCUCAAAAUGAUGAGAAUCAAACUAAUCAUAAUCUAUCUGUAGAGUGGACCACAUGUUUUACUCAAGAUCAAACUAAUAAUACAAAUUUACUAAAUAGGAAUAAUACAGAAAUUACUCAACAUUAUGAAAGCCAAAUUAAUACCAUACAACAAGAUGAUGCAAAAUUAGUUAAAGAGAAUAAAUCUCCAAUUUCACUCGUUUCUAGGCGUAAAAAAAAUCCAAGAUGCAAGAAAUGUAAUCUUAAAAAACCUCACUAUGAUGAAAAUUCUAAUCAAUGUAAAGAUUGUUAUCGGGCUUCAUUACGAGUUUUAAGCAGUAAUAAAUUAAUAGAUGAUUUUAUUAAAUCGAUACAAACUUCUUAUAAUAUUCUUAAUGGUCUUCGCCCAAAAAUUCCAAUUGAUAUUUCACAGAAAUUAGUUAAAAUAAUGGAAAAUUGCUGGCAUCCAGAUCUGGACAAAAGAAUUAAGCUCGAUUGUUUUUGGGCGCUUCAACAACUUAUUACUAAAGCAAUAAGAAGAGAAAUAAAAUUUCUAAAAAAUAAAGAUACAAGUAUUUUACUGACUAAAAUGAAUAAACAAGCAAUUUAUUCUAGUCAACCAUUAAUACCAUUAAUUAGUAAAGCAUUGACUUUACAAA